Sphaerulina musiva SO2202 is the source of this 1851-nucleotide messenger RNA. RefSeq names its product eukaryotic translation initiation factor 3 subunit 6. The coding region runs from base 8 to 1330 and encodes 440 amino acids. The transcript has 2 exons. Lineage: Eukaryota; Fungi; Ascomycota; Dothideomycetes; Mycosphaerellales; Mycosphaerellaceae. Gene Ontology annotation, molecular function: translation initiation factor activity. Gene Ontology annotation, cellular component: eukaryotic translation initiation factor 3 complex; cytoplasm; nucleus. Gene Ontology annotation, biological process: translational initiation. The record is from RefSeq and is a predicted model, not a curated record.
CGCAAACAUGGCAGACUCCAACGGCGACGUGGCCGCCUCCUACAGCCUGUUGCCAAAACUCAUCUCGAAUCUGGACCGCCACCUUGUCUUUCCGCUGCUCAACUUCGAGGAGGAACAGCGCCCGCAAGAUGAAGAUGUCUCGGACAUCACACAAUUGAAAUAUGCGCUGCUUAAGGAAACCAACAUGUCCGACUAUGUUGGCGAAUUGUACGUGCAGCUCAACGACUUGAGCGAGAUGCCAGCCGAAUACAACAAGAAGCGCGAGGAAACGCUCGAGAGGCGGCGGAUAUACACCGAAGAGACAGAGAAGAUCCAGGGCCUGCUCGGCGAUGCAGAGGUCAUCAACAACCUGCGCAGCGACAAGAACAGCAACAUGGCGUACUUGAAGGACAACCACGGUGUCACUCAACAAAUGGUGGAUCAGCUGUACGAUUUUGGCCAGUUCCAAUUUGCCUGUGGUGACUACGAGAGUGCUUCUGAGCUGCUUUACCAAUUCCGUAUCCUGUCCACGGAUAACGACAAAGUCAACGCCGCAACAUGGGGAAAGCUGGCUGCGGAUAUCUUGAACACAAACUGGGAGAGCGCCAUGGAGGAAGUCAUGAAGAUCAAGGAGAGCAUUGAUACCCGACUGUUCAACAACCCGCUAGCACAACUGCAGCACCGCACAUGGCUGAUUCACUGGUCGCUCUUCCCGUUCUUUAACCACGAACCUGCGCGCGAGCAACUGACUGAGCUCUUCUUCUCCCCUGCAUACAUCAACACGAUCCAGACGUCUUGCCCGUGGGUAUUGAGAUACUUGGCUGCAGCUGUUGUUACGAACCGUAACCGCCCUGGAAGCAAGAACAACUACAAUUACGGCAACUACCAGAAACAGUUGAAGGACUUGGUGAGGAUCGUGAGACAGGAGCAGUAUGAGUACAACGAUCCAGUGACGCUCUUCAUCAAGGCCUUAUACGUCGACUUUGACUUUGAAGAAGCGCAGAAGAGAUUGUCAGAAGCACACUCUAUCCUGAGCGCAGACUUCUUCCUUUCUGCAGCAGCAGACCCAUUCCUGGAUGCUGCACGUCAUCUCAUCUCCGAAUCAUACUGCAAGAUUCACCAGCGCAUUGAUAUUCAGGACCUAUCCACCCGCCUCGGCCUUGGCCAAGAAGAGGGCGAGAAGUGGAUUGUCAACCUCAUCCGUGACACCCGCGUCGACGCGAAGAUUGACUACAAGGCCGGAACUGUCAUCAUGAACCACCCUCCUGUGAGCGUAUACCAGCAAGUCAUCGAGAGGACGAAGGGUGGCUUCUUCCGCACGCAAGUGCUGUCGGCUGCUGUUGCGAAGUGAGUCUGGAGGUGAUCGUCAUGAGGAACUUUCGAUAAUAUCCAGACUCCGAAUCAGCGCCCGUGCGCACUUCGAGGAACUUGGGGGGAGCAGAAUACGGAUGCCGGUGUUUGAGAUAUGGCUAGCGUAGCAUUGGCGUUCCGGCGUCGAAUGCACAAAAAAUGCACGAUAAAAGCUUUGACACGAGCAACAUGUGCUAUGGAUGAGGGCCUAUGUUAGUCUGGGCGGGCACUGGCCCAGCGAAAGACUAGAUGAGACGUACCACGAUCGCACACAUGUGCAUCGCAAUGAUAUCUGAAAUGAUCUGAUAGUGAAAGAGAUUGUCUCAAGCGCAACAGCACCGUGAUGUGUAAAUGUUUAGUAGGUAGGAUGCGCUACUGCUGACGUGCUACAGUAGGUAGGUAUUGACUAGAAGGUCUCGGCCGGCCAAGAAACAUUCCACGAUUAUUACAUUAUGAUCGAAACGACAGGUAAUUUUGAAGCUACCUAGGUAGAGAUGAAAGGUACCAUCGCGUUGCUAUCAC